Thunnus maccoyii (southern bluefin tuna) is the source of this 1037-nucleotide messenger RNA. Its product is annotated as ladderlectin-like. The record is from RefSeq and is a predicted model, not a curated record. Lineage: Eukaryota; Metazoa; Chordata; Actinopteri; Scombriformes; Scombridae. Gene Ontology annotation, molecular function: signaling receptor activity. The transcript has 7 exons. The coding region runs from base 46 to 573 and encodes 175 amino acids.
AACACCUGCACACAGGCUAUUUUCAUCUUCAACAUCAUCUUCACCAUGAAGAUGCUGACUGCGGCUGCACUUAUUUGCACCAUUAUGGCUUUGACUACAGCUGAUGAUCCUGCAGAAGCCAAACUUGAAAAUGACCAAACAGCAGAGACAGACCUGGUCAAAAGGACAUAUGGGUGUUCCUAUGGUUGGAAAAGGAUCUAUGGCCGCUGUUUCCGCUACGUUUCAAGACCAUUGCGUUGGGCUCAAGCUGAGAAAAAUUGCCAGGCCAUGGGUGGAAACCUUGCAUCGGUACAUAGCUAUGGGGAGUACUGUAGGAUUCAGAGGCUGAUAAUUAAUCGCUGUCACGGGUAUAGAGCGGCAUGGAUCGGAGGCUAUGAUGCAGUAGAGGAGAAAGUUUGGCUGUGGAGUAAUGGUAGGCGAUUCAACUAUCGGUACUGGUGUCGUGGAGAGCCCAAUAACGGCUAUAAUGGCAGGCAGCACUGUCUGCAAAUGAAUUAUUCAGCUCAAAGGUGCUGGGAUGAUGAUUUGUGCUACAGCCGAAAACCAUCUGUCUGUGUCAAGAACCGCUACUGAUUCCUGACAUGUAGGUGUGCAGUAGCAUAAAAACUGGUAGAGGUGUGUUUAUGUGCCUAUUUUCAAAAGCAUCUGUCUUUGUGUUGAUCUAUCAUAUCAUAUCAACUCAUAUCAUUUCAUAUUAUUACUUCAUCUCUAUCGCUGUAACGCUACUUAAGGAAUGAAGCGACAAGUGACAUUAACAGAAGCUGGAUUGUCUCUCAGGCCUUGUGCCUUUAAUAAGAGCGGACUGAAUGUGUUUUGAAAGAAUGCUUUUAGCACCUUACUCUUGAAAGUGAACAAGAGCUGCAACUAAUGAUUAUUGUCAAUUGUUUUCUCGAUUAAUCAGUCAGUCAUUUGGUUUAUUAAAUGCCAGAAAAUGGUGAAAAGUGUUUCCAGCAGCCCAAGAUGCAUCCUCAAAUGUCUUGUUUUGUCCUGACCAACAGCAAACAACCCAAAGAUAUUCACUAUUUGUUUUAUUAUCA